Anthostomella pinea is the source of this 1614-nucleotide messenger RNA. Lineage: Eukaryota; Fungi; Ascomycota; Sordariomycetes; Xylariales; Xylariaceae. The record is from the annotation of a GenBank genome assembly.
AUGGAUGCCAGGGCCGCACCUACUCAGCCGGGCACCAACCCCGGCGGCAAGCUCAACAAUGCGCUGUCGGAUUUUGCUUUGUCGUUUGUCAAGAAGGAGCUGCAACAGCUAGCCCGGGAGUGCGACGACAACCUGGGCCGUAACUACGUCCCGAGGCUCCGCGCGCUCUUGCGGGAGGUCGACAGGGAGCGCGACGCCUUCGAGCAUGAGAAACAGCAGCUGGUCAAGGGAUUGCGCGCGAAGCUCGAGCUUCUCCAGGUCGACGAUGACGCUGUUGACGACGUCGUCGCUCAACUGCAUGCAAUGGGCCCCAAGUACCUCGGCGCCAUCCCAAGCGCCUCGACACUUACUAUACGCCCGCCGACGCCCACUAUGUCGCCCACCAUGUCGCCGUCCCGCGAAAACAACUACUUCAGCACAGUCCUAAGCGCAGAUGCACGCCUGAACGGCCUGGCUGCCGCUCCGCAGAGCCCUAUCAGAGAGAGGUCGGCUCCCGGCUUGCUGCAUCACUCAUCUCCCGCAGUAGCGCAUGGGUCACCCCUCGCUAUCACUAGUAUCGAUCGCCAAGUGCAAUACCAAGUCAUUGGCGAAAGUUCUCUAGCAAUUAAGAGUCCGAAAAGACCGAGGGUUGAAGGACGCAGCAACAGCGGAACUCUGCCCAAGCGCCAAAAAGUCGUGAGCGAAAAGCGUAAAGGUUUUUUCGUCAUCCGAUGUGACAGACCCGGCUGUUCAUCUGGCUAUUUCAGGGAGCCACCGCUGGUGUACAAUCGGGCCAUGAAGCAUUUCCAGAAGCACGGUGAAAUUGGACCUGAUGACGGGGAGUUGACCAACGAUUACAUCUUCGACAAGUUUGCCUGUCAAAUCGAAGGGUCCGACUUGGCCAGCAAAUAUUGGAUCAAGGAACACCUUGGAACGGUGCCACAUACCUUCAUCCCUGGGAAAACGCCGAGGAUCAGGGCUGCCCCUGAUGACAAUCCAGAGCUUUCGGUCGAUCAUGAGGAGGUCAAUGAAGAUUUCGUACUGUCUGACAAGACUCAAGGUUCGAUUCAUGCCCGUCAGUCGGACGACGAGUCGGAGCCUGAGAAACCACGCCGCACACCUCGUAGUGUACCACGUCCAGAUUACGCCGAGCUGGUUGCCAACAAAGACCCCUGUAAUGGAUCCGACGCAGAUAGCGAGAAGACCUCCCAGACCACGAAAGCUUCCCGAGCCAGUUCGAGAAAACGCAAGGUUAUGAGGCUCAGUGGUACGGCCUCGCCCACCACAUCGAAGAUUGCAACUCCUCUCGUAUCGACAGUCAAGACUGUCGGAAUAAUGGAGCUGAAUAAGUACGUCAGCACCAGCCCUCUCGAUGAGAAAGACCUCGGCUCAACGAAUCUAGACCCUUUGGCUACACUUCCGAACAGUGGCCCAGGAGAUCAGCCCCUCGCUAGGCAUCCUGACAACAAUACGGCUGUUCAUCACGAAGCGUAUCUCGACAGAUUAUCCCUCACCGUCCAGACCGACAGAGACCGCAUGAGAUCAUUUCGCAAGCAGCGUGUAGACAUCUACGGAGAUGUACUAUCGCAAACUCAUCGCUCAUCUAAGCCUGAAUCUGUCGAAUCAAGUCUAUGA